Aspergillus pseudoviridinutans is the source of this 438-nucleotide messenger RNA. RefSeq lists its product as uncharacterized. The transcript has a single exon. The record is from RefSeq and is a predicted model, not a curated record. The coding region runs from base 1 to 438 and encodes 145 amino acids. Lineage: Eukaryota; Fungi; Ascomycota; Eurotiomycetes; Eurotiales; Aspergillaceae.
AUGACCAAAGACAUCAGACACACAUCCUACAUCUCACGCCUCCAAACCCUCCCGGACCUAGAUAGCUCCUCCAAACGCACCCUCCUCUGCUCCAUCGCCACCGACAUCACAGCCACCUUCAUCUGCAUCUCCAAGCACAUCGAAAACGGUACUCUGAGCGAUGAGCACACAGCCUCCAUCGAGAGCGUCAUCGACAUCAUCAAGGGAACGGAGGCUUCGCAGCGCCGGAUGCUAGAGCGGAAGGUGAAGCGGUAUACGCGGCUGGCGCGACGGCUGAAGAGUGAGAGGGAAUGGAUGCGGAAGGAGUUUGGCGAGUUGGUGAAGCGAGCGGAUGCAGUCAAUUUACGGUGGAGGAAGAGAGUGUGGGAUCUAGAGGUGAUGAAUAAGGCGAUGAGAAGGGAGUUGGUGAAAAAAGUAGAUAUCAAAGUAUGGGGAUAG